Molecule: messenger RNA, 1043 nt
Organism: Toxoplasma gondii ME49
Lineage: Eukaryota; Apicomplexa; Conoidasida; Eucoccidiorida; Sarcocystidae
Exons: 1
Coding region: 1-474 (157 amino acids)
Source: RefSeq, a predicted model, not a curated record
AUGGACUUGGAGGCACUCUCGAGUGUCAGUCCGCCUAGAGGCAUCGUGGAGGACCAUUCCCAGAUUUCUGUUGAGCGAGUCAACUGCGUCGCUGAACUCGUGAUAGAUGCGAAGCGUGGGGGUCGUGAGCGUGAAGCAGUCGAGCAAGUGCCACCCCCAGCGGAGAGACAGGCCGGAGGUUGCGAUGGAGGGCAAGUUCAGAUGGUCCAACAGAAGCACCCAGGAGGCCUUAAGUUCCUCUACAUAUCAGACUUGCUAUGCACUUACGGCGAGUGGCAAGAUUUUUCUGACACGACAUCCCAGCGGACGGUGCCCGAUUGCUCGGGUGCUUUCGAACAGAACGGCCACGACCGUCACGAAGAACCCAUGGACCUUCGAAUGAGUCCUUUGUAUUACAGCGACGGGGAUCCUGGAAAGGCCAUGAGCUGGCAAGUAUUGACUCGGAAACCGGGUACUGAAAACGAUGUCAAUUAGAGGCUGAGGGAAUGAUAUCCCACGCGUUACGGCGGAGGGUGAUGUUGUAACAAUGGUUUCGUAUUUUGCCAAACCUGGCAGAGGUGAGGGGACCACAAAUCAAUGCGGUACCUGGAGGAAUGAGUUUUGAAGCGACCUGCACAGCGAGGGGAGAGAACAUUGCUGUGGUGUUUGGCGCUGCUCUGAAAAGGAACUGCAUGAGGGAGAUGGACAAGCUUCAGCGCCAAAUGCUAUGUGCUGGGCUAUGUGGAAGAGUGAAAAACUCAUGCGAAGCGAACAAGGUCAUAUGGGUUCUGGCCCCAUUCAUCUUGGUUAAGAUCCGGGAGAAGCCAGCGUUUCAGGAGACCCGGCCGCACUUGGACCGCGGCUGGGUCUUAAACCACCUGCUUCUGCUUGCUCUAAUGCAGGUGAGCUCGAAAAUUUUGUUGACGCGGUACGAGGUUUUCGCUCACAAGACUGCCUGUAGCCAAUGAGGCUCGGAUGCAAACCACUGUUAAGGCCACAAAAUCGGCAGUUGGCCUCCACGGCUAAGGAGUUUUCCAGGAAUUCCUGCCUGAAGCUUUUCUGUU